Scomber scombrus (Atlantic mackerel) is the source of this 592-nucleotide messenger RNA. It is a transcript of the gene ndufa13, whose product is annotated as NADH:ubiquinone oxidoreductase subunit A13. The coding region runs from base 33 to 467 and encodes 144 amino acids. NCBI's taxonomy places the organism in Eukaryota, Metazoa, Chordata, Actinopteri, Scombriformes, Scombridae. The record is from RefSeq and is a predicted model, not a curated record. The transcript has 5 exons.
GUCACCAACUUGUUGUGGAGAGCUAGAGGAAGAUGGCGUCGUCCAAGGUGAAGCAGGACAUGCCUCCUCCGGGAGGCUAUGCCCCGUUUGACUAUAAGAGAAAUCUACCGAAACGAGGACUGUCGGGAUACAGCAUGUUCGGCAUUGGCAUAGGCAUCAUGAUGUUCGGUUACUGGAGGCUUUUUAAGUGGAACAGGGAGAGGAGACGCUUGCAGAUUGAGGAUAUGGAGGCCAGGAUAGCUCUGAUGCCUCUGCUGCAGGCGGAGAACGACCGCAGGACCUUACGGAUGCUGAGGGAAAAUUUAGAAGAGGAGGCGAUUAUCAUGAAGGAUGUUCCAGGCUGGAAGGUUGGUGAGAGCGUCUUCCACACAGACCGCUGGGUCGCCCCUCUGACAGAGGAAGUGUUCAACCUCCGGCCCCGUGAAGAGCUCUUGAACAAGCGUUUCGGCUUCUUGGCGUACGUGUAAAACCACCAAGACAGACAUUGUCCCCAGUCACACCACCUUCCGCAACCAGAACCACGUGUACCUGAGCUGGCGCUUAAUCCAGAUUGUAAAUGUUCAAUAUUAAAGUUCUUUUUUUCUGUACCUUA